Molecule: messenger RNA, 2276 nt
Organism: Xyrauchen texanus (razorback sucker)
Lineage: Eukaryota; Metazoa; Chordata; Actinopteri; Cypriniformes; Catostomidae
Product: low density lipoprotein receptor adapter protein 1-B-like
Exons: 10
Coding region: 167-1021 (284 amino acids)
Cellular component (GO): early endosome
Source: RefSeq, a predicted model, not a curated record
CGUGUUCGUACAUCCACCCGGGAUCAUCAACUGAAAAGGAAGAAAACCACAGGCUGCCAGAAAAGUUUUUCAGCGGGGAGAGGAUCGGGCUCGAUCGGACCGAGGACAGCCUCAGAAUCGCGCUCUCAGGAUUGGACAUUAUCGUCAUAUAUUAUUAUUUAGCAUUAUGGACGCGCUUAAAUCAGCCGGGCGCGCGAUCAUUCGCAGUCCCAGUCUAGCAAAACAGUCCUGGAGCUCUGGGAAACACAAAAAGCUUCCAGAGAACUGGACAGACACGCGUGAGACACUGCUGGAGGGGAUGGUUUUUCAGCUGAAGUAUCUGGGCAUGACGCUGGUGGAGGAACCUAAAGGAGAAGAGCUCUCAGCCGCAGCUGUCAAGAGAAUCGUUGCUACAGCAAAAGCAGGUGGUAAGAAGCUUCAGAAGGUGACGCUUAAGGUUUCUCCUCGAGGGAUCAUCCUGUAUGAUGCCGUUUCAAACCAGCUGAUAGAGAAUAUAUCUAUAUACAGGAUCUCGUACUGUACGGCUGAUAAAAUGCAUGAUAAAGUUUUCGCCUACAUUGUUCAGAGUCAACGCAAUGAGACGCUGGAGUGUCAUGCGUACCUCUGCACCAAGAGGAAAGUGGCUCAGGCGGUGACGUUAACAGUGGCUCAGGCAUUUUGCGUGGCGUUUGAGUUUUGGCAGGCAGCUAAAGAAGAGAAAGAAAAGCAGGUGAAGUGCGGAUCAGAGGGAGAGCCGGCGAGCAGCUCGCAAUCAGACAGUUCAGCCAGUCUGGGCAGUGUGAAAGGAGGAGAGGUGGCCACUGGGAAUCUUUUGAACCUUGAGGCUGGAACAAAAAAGGAUCACUUAGGACAAGACAACACACACCCUGCACAGAUUCUCAGCACAGAGAACAAUAACACCGUAUGGGAACUUGAAGAUCGUCUGGACGAAGCUUUCUCAAGCCGCAGUCUGGAUAGUUUUGAAUCCAACUCAGACUCGCUCAGUCUCGCACUAACCCCCAGGUGUUGGACAUUGGGGUAAAUCCUCAGGACUACAAUGCCGAAGAGUGCUUGUCGCCUAACAACUGGGACAAAGCCGAAGCUGAGGCUGUGGACGGUGAGGACGCGUUCGGAUUCUGAGAGGCGGUUAAGAGGGGGAGGGGCGAGAGUGGAAUGAGCUGAGGGAAUCGCCGUUUGUCUCAAUAGCGGAAUCUGGUGGCUGUAGCUGGAACUGCAUCCAGCAUUAAAUUAAGAGGUUUAGCAAACCUGACGUGAUGACUUCUACAAGAGACAGUCUAAAGCAAUACAGAAAAGAUGUUUCAACACAUUUUUAAUAUGUUGAAAUUUACGUUUUCUGUUUUACAUGUAUAUCUAUGAAUACAAAAUGUAUUUAUGUAUGUAUAUGACAAUAACCUUAUAAUAUUAUUACAUUUAUUAUUUUUAUUUUGAGUGCAUUGUAGUGCUGGCUUUACGAUUCAAUGCAGUGGAAUGUCAUAAUAUAAUUCUUGAGAUUAGCACAUCUUCGGUCAAUUUACACUAAAGAUUUUAGGAGUGGGUUUGUGUUUCCUUUAGAUGCUGAGAUGGGAAAGUUUUUGUAUAAAUCAGUUGUCCGCUCUUAAAAGCAUGAAAAAAAGAGGGAGUAAAAACACAGAUUGAAUGAGUUCAAGAAACAUGAUGACAUACCAUGAUAGAAAAGAUCAAACGAAUGGCUGAAUAUUUACGAGACAAUUUUGUAUAUUAAAAAAACAAUUUUGCUAUUAAUUUUUUUUUUUUUUUUUUUGCACUCAUUUCAUUUCAGGGGCACAAUUAUACAAAAAUUAUUUUUUAGUACAGUGGUAGUACUAUGGUUUAAUGAUUGUAAUAUCAUGGUACUGUGAUACUUCAUUAAAACAGUCAUAUAACCUUAAUGGUAGUAUCCAUAAAACAUUGUUUAACUAUGCUUUUUCCAUUGUAUAUUUUUAUGGAAAUACCAGUACUUUUGUAAACGGAACUUUCUUAUAUUGCAUAAAUUCCAAAAAUAUAACUAUAAGUACAACAAUGUGUAACUUUCUCAUCAACUGAAACACUGAUUGACUGAUAUUGAACACUGCUGUUCUACUUUUGACUGUGAUUUAAUUGCUGGCCAAAGUAAUGCAAGCAGUUCUUUUGUGGUUUACAGUGAAGUUUGUCUGCUCCUGUAUUUAGCUUUUUUUUAUUCUAGUCCUUAUUAGACAUCAUAUGUCAAUGGACCUUAACUUUUUUCUCUGCUUGUCUUACUCAUUUUGUGUUCAUUGUAUUAUUUUAAAUUAAAGCUCUGU